UGUACAGCGGGCAUUGGAAAUUAAUAAUUAUGUGUCCUAAGGACAAUGUUAUAGUUUGUCUUUGUUCAUUACACCGUAAGAUACCUGAGGCAGCGAGGAAUUUUUUUACAGAUGCUUUUAAAAUUCAUCAAUUGGCAACUUUUGGUAAUAGAAAGAAGGCUACAUGGAUUUUUCCCAAAACAAGGCGACAACCUAACGGUAAUGACUGUGGAUAUUAUGUAAUGAAGAACAUGCUUGACAUUGUCACCGCUAGUAUUACAAAGAAUUGGAUGGAGGUGUUCGAUGAUCCCACGUCAUUAACCGAGGAGGAGAUGUAUGAAUUGCGAAACAACUGGGCUACUUGUUUUCUUGACCUGUACAAUCCCGAGGUAGAUUAUGUUGUUUCCGAUGAUGAGGUUUAGGAGCUAGCUAGUUACAAUGGAUUCACAUUAAUUAGGAUGUUUUGAAUUGUAAUGACUUGUAUUUUGCUUGAAUGUUAUAACAUUUUGGAUUGUUUUGGUAUUUUGCUUGACUUGUAAGACUUGGUAUUUUAUUUGAA
Molecule: messenger RNA, 538 nt
Organism: Trifolium pratense (red clover)
Lineage: Eukaryota; Viridiplantae; Streptophyta; Magnoliopsida; Fabales; Fabaceae
Exons: 4
Coding region: 30-401 (123 amino acids)
Biological process (GO): proteolysis
Molecular function (GO): cysteine-type peptidase activity
Source: RefSeq, a predicted model, not a curated record